CAAGUGGAAAAAUUAGGACGAGAAGUUUAAAUGCGGCGAGCAGGAGACGCUUUGCUCGAGAUGGUGUCAGGGGUUCUUAGAAUCGGGAGUCCCGGGUUGGAGGUGAAGGAGGCUUGGGUCCCGAGUGAUCCGAAGGCUUAGAGGAAGUUGGGUUUUUCUCCAGGACUUCCGAUUUCCUCCUACAAGUGGACACACCGAAUGCUCAAGGACAGGAAGUGGCCAAACAUCUUAGAGGAUGCUUUUCAUUUUCCCAAACUUGUAAGAAACAGAGACGAUCACGAGCUAUAGGAUUUAUUUGCCCCAGACACUGACGCUGGGUGAAUGAGAGGGGUGAGACAAAUGCAUGCAAGGAACAGUGGACAAGUUGGCGAACGAGCAACUGUAAAGCGAGCAAAGCCCCUUGACUGAUUGAGACGCUGGACACUUGAGACGUUCGAAGGGGGGACCAUGAACUCUAGCCUGGCUCUGGGACUCAUGGACGGGGAUCCUGGCCACAAUGCCUCCCAUGUGGAGCCACUGCUCUGCCUGAUCCGGGAGUCCGGUCUCCGCUGCCGCCCGGCACGACUGUCCGCACGCACCGCCAACAUAAUCUUCAUCGCCAUGAUCGUUUCCAUGGUGUUGAACUUCUUGGGGAACAUGACCAUCAUCACGGCCAUCUCCUACUUCAAGCAGCUGCAGGUGUUGCCCAACACCUUCACCUUCUCCCUCGCGGUGGCCGACAUCAUGGUGGGUGUGGUGGUGAUGCCCUUCUACAUGACACAGUGCGUCUACGACUGCUGGUUCUACAGCCACGCGUUCUGCAAGGUGCACCACUUCCUUGACGCCUUCAUCUCCACCGCCUCCACCAUGCACCUCUGCUGCAUCGCUUAUGACCGCUACCUGGCCAUUUGCGACCCGAUGCACUAUCGAGAGCGCUUCACCUGGAAAACGGCAGCCCUGCUUCUUGCUGCCGCAUGGCUUGGGUCGCUGCUCUAUGUGGUGCCCGUGAUGCUGGGAUGGAUUGUCAUUGGCAUUGAGGACAUGAUGGCCAGCCGCACCUGUCCAGACAACUGCGUCUUCUACAUGAACAAGGUGUUCUCGAGCUGUGGGGCCUUCUUCAGUUUCGUGGUGCCCAUGACGAUCAUGACCCUUGCCUACGCGAAGAUUUACCGCGUGGCACGCAAGCAGGCCCGCUCCAUCAGCGUUCAGCAGCAAGGGGGUCAGGGCAAGUCGGGCUUCAACAAGCAGCAGUGGGCGGCCAUGAAACGAGAGCACAACGCCACCAAGACCGUGUCCAUCAUCCUGGGCGUCUUCAUGUUCUGCUGGGCGCCAUUUUUUUCAACCAUCGUCAAUGAUCCCUGGAUCGAUUUUAAAACAAAUUCCAUUUUCUGGGACAUCGUGAACUGGUUCGGGCACGUCAAUUCAGCCAUCAACCCUUACCUAUACGGGGGCUUCAACCGCACAUUUCGUAACGCCAUCCGCAUCAUGUUUAGCCGCAAGUUUUGGCAGCCUGGGAGCCGCUCAGCCGAGCUGUGAGAGUCCAAUGAGGCCCUGAAUUAGAUUUAUGGAUUAUAAUAUAACAUUAAAUUUAGUUUAUGUGUGUAAUGUGUUUGAUGGUUUCUCAGUUCCAUUAUUAGUUAUUGAACGGGGUUGCGGGGUGAGGUGGAGACAGAGAACACGUGGGUGUCUUGGAAAAUGUUAUACUUUGGGCAUAUGCUUCCUUACCGUUGGUUGACACUGCCUGCCAUAUUCUUUGCACGAGGAUAUAUUUUGGAUGGAGGAGGCCAAAGGGGUCUCUCAUAAAUUUGGUUGCUUUACUCCCAUUCUACUGUCGCGGACACUCUCCUCACAAACACGCCGAGACAGGUCAAGGUUCAAAUCCGUUUAUUCCACCUCUGUAAAACACAGCCACCUCCUUCAUCCACAGCUCUCUCCUCACAUCCCUCUUCCGACGUGCCUUUUUAUCCCCACAGGUCCCUCUCCCAUUUCCUCCCCCUCCCCUCAUUACUGUCACCUAAUUGCCAGUUGUCAAUCGCCUUUUGUGACAUCUCGGACCAUGUCUCCUCAUCUCCUUCCACCAAUCACAGAUCGUCAUACCGCGGGUGCUCGUUAUAAUUAUUGUGAUCGGUGCUUUUCGGCUGUCAUGUUAAAUAACUGCCACUAUGAGGAACAGUAUAUGUUCAGCUCUCUUGCAAACCCUCUCCUGGACAAAAAUCCUCCCCGUACCGUGCAGGUCGAAAUAGUUAUUUUACUAGAUUUCAUGUCAGUCAGCCUAGUGAGUGAAGCAGGGGGCAUAGAUAUGGAAGCAUAGUAGUACAAUACAAUAUUGGAUUUUGCUGCACUACCUUCUAUCGACCACAGCGUAGUCUGCUGUAGCAGCCUUUGACAACCUGCUGUGCACGGUGAUUGCCCAUUCAGGUGAUAUCCAGUCUCAAAAUCUGCUUAGCUUCUGCGAUCAUCUGACAAGAUCGGGUGCAUAUCAGAUAAGCACCCAUUUGAAUCAAUUAGUCGCAUGCCCCAAGAGGAGGCGUAGCGGUCCUCAAUACUGUACAUCGCCUGGGCAUGCCAUUCUCAUGCGUCCGAUGCCACACCAGGUGUAGGCUAAGAUUACGAUGUCUGAGAUCGGCCCCAACGGUGUGCAUCCAGGUCAACCUCGGCCUGCCCCUGGGCAGCGUCCAAUCUCGAGCAAGGCCAUCGAUAAUUGCGCGGAUCUUCCAACAUGUUAGCACGGGCAAUGUGUCUGCAAGAGCUGCAGCCUCCUGGUAUGAUGUCAGACACCGGCUGACGUGCUGCUUGAUGACGGGCUUAAGAAUUUGUGAUAUGCUCGCUGAAGUGUACCUGAAGUAUCCAUCGGAAGGACCACCGGUCAAAGGUGUCCAGUUUGUUGUUUAAAUAUGGAGUCAUCAACCACGUCUCCCUGACAUAUAGAACCUAUAUAGACACAUUUAAAUGUCAAGGGAAACUUGUAGUCGGUAUAUAUAGGCCUACAAUAAAGUGGUACAUAAGUAACUUUCAUUUUAAAAAAAAGUGUAUUUCCGACUGUAUAAUUGAAUGGGAAUUUAAUAAUUAAAAAAAUACACGUAAUGACGUCAA
This is a messenger RNA of Petromyzon marinus (sea lamprey), 3072 nucleotides long. RefSeq names its product trace amine-associated receptor 365-like. The record is from RefSeq and is a predicted model, not a curated record. Gene Ontology annotation, biological process: positive regulation of MAPK cascade; adenylate cyclase-activating adrenergic receptor signaling pathway; regulation of appetite. Gene Ontology annotation, cellular component: plasma membrane. Lineage: Eukaryota; Metazoa; Chordata; Hyperoartia; Petromyzontiformes; Petromyzontidae. Gene Ontology annotation, molecular function: G protein-coupled serotonin receptor activity.